This is a messenger RNA of Aspergillus fijiensis CBS 313.89, 806 nucleotides long. RefSeq names its product 40S ribosomal protein eS12. The transcript is spliced from 4 exons. Gene Ontology annotation, cellular component: ribosome; cytosolic small ribosomal subunit. Gene Ontology annotation, biological process: translation. The record is from RefSeq and is a predicted model, not a curated record. Gene Ontology annotation, molecular function: structural constituent of ribosome. The coding region runs from base 132 to 599 and encodes 155 amino acids. Lineage: Eukaryota; Fungi; Ascomycota; Eurotiomycetes; Eurotiales; Aspergillaceae.
UAGGGCACACAUUUAGGCGAGCGCAGCGCAAAAUUGGCCGCACCACCACCACCACUAGCCUAUACAAGAACAACCACCUCGAACUCUUUGAGGAUAAUCCGACAGACCAGUCUAACUACACAACAUACAAAAUGUCGGACGGAGAAGAGACCCAAUCCAACCCCCCCGUCGCUGCCGAUGAGGUCGAGGUUUCGGCUGACGCCGGUGCCGGCGGUCAGAUGUCCGUCCUCGACGCCCUCAAGGGUGUCCUCCGCAUCUCGCUGAUCCACGACGGUCUUGCCCGUGGUCUGCGCGAGGCCGCCAAGGCCCUCGACCGUCGCCAGGCUCACAUGUGUGUCCUGAACGAGGGCUGCGAGGAGGAGGCCUACAAGAAGCUCGUCGUCGCUCUGUGCUCCGAGCACAAGAUCCCCCUCAUCAAGGUCCCCGAUGGAAAGCUCCUCGGCGAGUGGGUUGGUCUUUGCCAGCUCGACCGUGAGGGUAACGCCCGCAAGGUCGUCAACUGCUCUUGCGUUGUCGUUAAGGACUGGGGAGAGGAGUCCCAGGAGCGCUCCGUCCUCCUUAACUACUUCCAGACUGAGCAGUGGCAGCGCGCCCAGUAGGGGGGGCGUAGGUGGAGUGCUGUGAUCUGAGGAUAAUUUUCCGGACUCCGGGGGUGAUGGCCCGCGCAAAUCUGGUUCGAUACAACUUGGGUGAAUUCGGUUUUAUACAGGUUGCAUUUGAUCUAGGAGGGAAGGGGAAUAAUCUCCUGUCUUUUUCUCUAUAUCUGUCGGUAUUUAGGCGGGUGUGGUGUGCGGGUCAUCUCUAUC